ACUUCAUCAACGUCUCUCCAUCUCUUUCUUUCUCUAUAUAUCACACACAUUGGUACAUACCUUCACUGCUCAUUUCGAUCUUUCUUUGUGUUCUUAUUAUUAGGGUUUAUCCAAUUUUCAUAAAGCCUUAUUAUUUUUUUCCCGGUGAAUUAAACCCUGAUUAGUUGACCUGAACUAAUUACUGUCACGAACUCUACAACUCCUGAAAACGAGAAAAUCACUCUCUCUCUCUCUCUUUCUAGAUCUUUUAAGCCCCGUUUUCACCAUCCAUUGUUUUCUAUUCAAUCAACGGCUUCGAGAUUCACGCCAAAGCCCUCCAAAUUACCUAAAACCCUAAAUGAUUCGGGGGUUUGAAUAUGAGCGAUGGAUGUAAAGUGGGGAGUAAGAGAGAGAACGAGAAUGGAAUUGGCGCAUCUGAGCGAGCCACUGCUGUCCAGUUUGGCCGAGCAGUAGCAAAGAUUGCGGUGGCACAGAUAUGCGAGAGCGUCGGGUUCGAGAGCUUCCAUGAGUCAGCUCUUGAAGCUCUCUCAGACAUUGCCCUCCAAUACCUUCGUGACUUGGGAAAGACAGCAAAUUUUUACGCUAAUUUAGCUGGUAGGACUGACUGUAGUGUGUUUGAUGUUUUACAAGGGUUGGAGGAUAUAAAUUCAUUGAAGCCAUCCUUGGUUGCGUCAGAGGCUAGUCAUUGUCUCGCUGGUUCUGGCACAGUGAGGGAGAUUGUUGAGUAUAUGGAGUCAGCUGAGGAGAUUCCAAUAGCUCAGCCCGUGCCCCAUUUUCCAGUGAUUAGAGAUCGGAGGAUGACACCAAGUUUUAUGCAGAUGGGUGAAAUGCCGGCGUUCAAGCAUAUACCAGCUUGGUUACCAGCAUUUCCUGAUCCCCACGCCUAUGUACAUACACCCAUGUGGAAUGAGAGGAUGACGGAUCCUCGUGCAGAUAAAGUUGAGUUAGCAAGGCAGCAAAGGAAGGCAGAGAGGUCUUUGCUGAGUUUGCAGCAGCGGUUGGUUUGGAAUGGUUUGGCAGUACCUUCCACUCUAGCCGAUGUGGGAAAUGAUGGAAAGGCAUUACAAGUUGCUGAAACUAAAAUCCCAUUUCUUACGGAAAACCAUUUUUCUGUAGUAGAGGCAUUUGCUCCUGCUAUUGAAGCAGUGAAGGGAUUUCAUGAUGCUGGAGACAGUGAUAAAAGGGUUCUACCAGACAAGAUACCCUCUGUUCAUUUGAAGUUCAAAACUGGCAAGAAAAUUAUUGGUGCAUCCCUGGAUUUGAGCCUUCAGUACAAGGGUUCUGGCAGAACAGCAUGUUGGAUUGGUCGUGAUGAUGAAAGGGAUGACAAGAAAAGGCGAGCUGAGUUUAUUCUUAGACAAUCCAUGGAAAACCCGCAGGAGCUCACUCAGUUGUAAAUUAUUUAAUUUAAUGGAUUUCUAAAUGACAGGAAUGGUACAUUAUUCAGUAAAUUAGCGGCUGAUUAUGGUCAAUCAAAAGUCAAUGGCAUACUGUUCUUGUGCAAUUUUGUCACGGGAAUCCAGCUGUGAGUCAUCAUAACCCCAACUUAAACAAUUUUCAAAGGUAAAUUUGGGAAGCUCCUAAAUUGAAGGAAUCUCCACCCAGUUAAAAGGGGUGUUUACAAUAGUCCCAUCCAGCUAAAAGGGCUUUUGGAGCUUGAUCUUGAAUUGGGUUGUUGACAAUCUUCUUCAAGUAUUUGUAGUUGAAGAAGAUCGCCGACGAUUUCUGAUCGAGGGGACGAAGCUUGAUCUCGAACAGUGUUGUAUGGUGAUUCGUCAAACUUGUUGAAUCACGGAGAAAGAACGACACGAUUUUGAUGUGCUUGUUGUUCUUUGUUGAAUUUGAGGAAGAACGACACGGCUUUGGAUGUACGGCUUUGGUUGUGUUUUUUGUUGAUCACCGUGGAAUUUUGAUGAAGAACGGCAUGAUUUGAUGGGCUUGUUGCUUUUCGUCUUCAGAUAUCAUCACUUGAUCGAAUGAAUCCACGAGAGAAAUCGUCAGAGAUUAUGGUUACCUCUUGACAUCCACCUAUACUGACCAGGACUCGGGUGGAAAACUCCUUUUGGGAGCUCUCUUAAAGUCACGCAAUGGUUGCGCUCUAAGGAACCCAGCACGGAGCUUGGUAAGAAAUUGGAGGCAGUUGCAGUGAAGUGAUCCCAUCAAACCAAAGCUCCUUACCAUUGUGGAGAGUCUGACACUAGUCAAUGAGGCUUUUUCUUUUCCAGUUGCAGUUUUGAUUGUACUCCAUCCAAUUUUUUUAGGGAAAAGGAAGGUUGUCUGAUACUGUUCAUGAAGAAUGAUAGCCUGGAGAAGCCUAUAGAGAUGUUGGAUGACAAGAAGCCUAGAGUGAUGGGAGGUUGGAAGUGAUGGUGCAUUCAUUUUGAAAAAGGCAUUGUUCCAUGCAAAGUUGCAUAAAUCUUAACGUAGAUGGAGAAACACUCCAGCCCAAAAAAGCAGUGAUAGGCUCGCCAAAUUCAGUGAGCCUUGGACACAUUUGGGUUCCGCUACAUUGCAUCUAAAUGGAUGUUGUCAUUCGGAAUGAAUUCAUUUCCUGCCAAAAAAUUCUCAUUCGGGGUUACCUGAUCUUUCUCUGAUUACUGUCUUUUAUAGAAAUGUUUCCCUGGUUGAAUUUGUUUUCACCACACAGCAUAAAAGUCAUUAAUAGCAAGACUCUGAUCGUCUUUUUGAAGGUUUUUACCAUUACGCUUACAACACACAUACAAUACCUGUGAAACAAGUUUGGACUUGUCCCACUUUCAAUCAACGGUUUCUCCAAUAAGUUUUUCCCA
Molecule: messenger RNA, 2789 nt
Organism: Cornus florida
Lineage: Eukaryota; Viridiplantae; Streptophyta; Magnoliopsida; Cornales; Cornaceae
Product: transcription initiation factor TFIID subunit 8-like
Exons: 5
Coding region: 357-1397 (346 amino acids)
Cellular component (GO): transcription factor TFIID complex
Molecular function (GO): protein heterodimerization activity
Source: RefSeq, a predicted model, not a curated record